Messenger RNA from Cylicocyclus nassatus, 1002 nucleotides. The record is from the annotation of a GenBank genome assembly. Lineage: Eukaryota; Metazoa; Nematoda; Chromadorea; Rhabditida; Strongylidae.
AUGUACUCUAUUCGUGACAAGAAAGCGAGUUGGGAAGCACCUCAGUGCCAGUUGAAUGAGCAGACUGCUAUUAGAAGUUUUGCGUUCCGCCUUGCUCUUCCUCAGAGCGAGAUUGGUUUUGCCCCUCAGGACUAUGAUCUUUAUGAAGUCGGGUCUUUUGACGUUGACAAUUUGCCCUCCGCGCAGAGAGGUAACCCCGUUUCUCUUGCCCUCGGCAAUUUUGAUCUUGAGGUACAUGCUGGAGAUAAUUUUGCUAUUGGUUCUGAUCCGAAGGCUAGUUAUCACACUUUGAGCAAUCAAGGUCCUUCUUUUUAUCUUGGUCGUCUUUGCAAGACUGAUACUCAGAUUGGCAAAGUUGUAACUUCUUCUAGCGAGGUUCCUGCAUCUACUACCGUUAAUCCUGCUGAGUAUGCCUUGUUCCAUCUUGGUAAUACUGCUCCCACUGUUACCUCCGGUGCUUCUUAUGAUUUCGUUAAUCCGAAUAACCUGCAUGCUGUUGGUUCUGUUGGUUCUGUGACGGUCAAUGAUCUUCGACUUGCGUUCCAGAUGCAGAAAUAUUUUGAAAAACUGGCUUUGUCCGGUUCCAGAUUCCCGGAAAUCCUUCUUGGUCAAUGGGGCGUCGUUUCCCCUGACGCCUCCAUUCAGCGCCCCGAGUAUCUCGGCGGUACUCGUAUUCCGCUUAAUGUUCAGCAGGUUUCCAAUAAUGCCCAGACUGAUACAGAUUUCCUCGGCGAUGUCGGUGCAAUGAGCGUCACAUCUGAUGUAUCCGAUGUCAUUAGCAAGUCUUUCACCGAACCCGGUUAUCUGUAUGUCCUUGCUGUUGUGCGAUAUGAUCACACGUACAAGCCCAAUCGUUACUCUGCCGAGAUGAAGCCUGGUAUUCCGAAUUCUCUCGCCUCUUGGCACCUUGGUGACUACUACACUGAGCCUCCCACUUUGAGCGCUGGAUGGAUGCAAGAAGAUAAGACGAACGUAGAUCGCGUACUUGCUGUUACUUCUGCU